Molecule: messenger RNA, 2583 nt
Organism: Brienomyrus brachyistius
Lineage: Eukaryota; Metazoa; Chordata; Actinopteri; Osteoglossiformes; Mormyridae
Product: apomucin-like
Exons: 2
Coding region: 1796-2536 (246 amino acids)
Source: RefSeq, a predicted model, not a curated record
AUGGGAAAUCAUGUCUGGUCUGGCAGUGAUACAUGAAUAUUGUUUGAAAUGUGUAAUAUAUAUCAUAUAUUUCUCCACAUGGAUUAAUAAGUGGGUUUUAUUUUGAUAAUCACAGCUAUUGCUGUUUGUAUAGCAGUAGCUAAUCUUGACCACAGACUCUAUAAUGACUGAAGGUAGUGAUGUCACUUUUUGUUUGUUACUACGUUUCCAUUCCCAUCCAGUCUGCCUUCUGAUCACAGCACAGCAUCCUAACCUGCUAUAGAAACAGUGAGGGCUCUUUAUCCACAGGGUGUAUAAGUGGUAUGUGAGUGUUAUUGUCAGCAGGUGUGUUCAUGUGAUGGAGCCCAGAGCUGGGAGCUUCUGUAUGACUGCUGUCUCUGGCUGCUCACUGGCGCCCUCUGCUGGCCUCAGCUGCACCUGGCUGAGGAUGUGACGACACAUCUAGUCCGGCAGAAAUAGAUAAACAUUGUUUAAAAUAUAAAAUGAAUAUGCAAACAUGUCAUUUAUUUCCUCUCUUUUAUCAACAAGGUUCCUUUUUAAUCUAGUUUAUAUUAACUGAAGGUAGUGAUGUAGUAAAAACAAAAAAGACAAGAUUUCCACGACCAUCCUUUGUGUAACAAAUAACCAAAGAUACAGCAUCAUGCAGAAUGGUCCAGUUUUCAUUAAUAGUGGGAAAACCACUCAUAUUCGUUUCAGUUCUGGAUGCUGUAGGAAGCAUUUCUGUAAAUACUGGGUGUGGUGCGUGACUCUUUGGGUUUGACCUCUGUGUCCAUGAGCGGAAGGUUGCUGGUUCAGAUCUCAUUUUGAGUCCCCCCCCCCCCACCAAACACUGAAUGCAAUUUCAGUUCAGUUCAGUUUUAUUUAUAUAGUGUGUUUUCACAACAUUACAUCAUCACAAAGCACUUUACAGCAUCCCUGCCCAAAGCCCCCAGUAAGCAAGUCAGAGGGGACAGUGGCAAGGAAUAUUACCCUAGAAAGAAGAAUCCUUGGGAGGAUCCAGACUGAAAGGGGGAGCCCAUCCUCCAGGGGGCAGCAGAGGAAGUCAAAUGAUCAAGAUGGCAAAGUCCUAAUUCACAUUAUCCCAAUCUUAACAUUUCAGUCACAAAGCGGGGGGCAGGGAGGUGAUGACAGGCAAGUGCUGGAGCUGCUUCAGAUGGCAGGGAGAACAGUAGUACGGCAGCAGGGUAAACAGGGAAGAUGUCACAGGCAGAAGGGUGAGCAGGCCGGAAGGACGUCACAGGUAGUGGAGACCUGCAGCAGGGUAGACAGGAUAUCUUAAAAAUGUGGGGUCUCCAGGCAGCACAGCCAGGGGGAGUAGGAGAAAUAAAAUGUGCAGUUAGCCAAAGUAGGGGAGACUAGAGGCAGUGCAAACAGUUAGGUGAGUGCAGUAUGUAAGCUCCGGCAGAUAUGGCAAUGGCAGCAUAAGUAGGAGGGAGAGGCAGGUGGGAACACAGGCAUGGGGAGUCCCUGAAUGUCAGCACUCCAAAUCCACAAGGGGGUGUGAAGCUUCUUUAAUCUGCACCGCUUCUGUUUAUCAAGCUCGUCCAAAGUAAAUUUCCUCAUCGCCAUCGUACAUGAAGGUAAAACAGUUUCCAAUCAUUUAGAUAGGUUUUCUCUGGCCUUUAGUGCUGUCCAGAAAGAAACAGAUUUGCUCAAGAGAGUAAACCUUGGUCCUACCUACAGGGGUGCUGGAGUCCAUGGAGGCCUGUGAGUCUUCCAAGUCAUCAGCCAAACUCUCUACGUCCUCAUGAUCUUUAUCAGAAUCCAGUAAGUGCAGGUCCAGCUCAGACUCGGGAUGUUCCGCUGCGGUGUGUCUACAGGUGGGUCAGUGCCGGGCUCAGCAGGAGCGGAGUCACUCACCGCGCCGCCGCCAGCAGGCCCUGCUGCGUCCGGGCCGGGCUCCUCUGCCAGCCCGCUGUGUCAGCGGGAGCGGAGUCACUCACCGCGCUGCCGCCAGCAGGCCCUGCUGCGUCCGGGCCGGGCUCCUCUGUCAGCCCGCCGUCUCAGCGGGACCGGAGUCACUCACCGCGCUGCCACCUGCAGGCCCUGCUGCGUCCGGGCCGGGCUCCUCUGCCAGCCCGCCGUCUCAGCGGGAGCGGAGUCACUCACCGCGCUGCCACCUGCAGGCCCUGCUGCGUCCGGGCCGGGCUCCUCUGCCAGCCCGCUGUCUCAGCGGGAGCGGAGUCACUCACCGCGCUGCCGCCAGCAGGCCCUGCUGCGUCCGGGCCGGGCUCCUCUGUCAGCCCGCUGUCUCAGCGGGAGCGGAGUCACUCACCGCGUUGCCACCAGCAGGCCCUGCUGCGUCCGGGCCGGGCUCCUCUGUCAGCCCGCUGUCUCAGUGGGAGCGGAGUCACUCACCGCGUUGCCACCUGCAGGCCCUGCUGCGUCCGGGCCGGGCUCCUCUGUCAGCCCGCUGUCUCAGCGGGAGCGGAGUCACUCACCGCGCCGCCGCCAGCAGGCCCUGCUGCGUCCGGCCCGGGCUCCUCUGUCAGCCCGCCAUCCCGGCGUGGCUCGGGAGUGGGGGUGGGGGCAGUGACUACGGGCAGGGGGGGCUCGUCCUCCCGGUCCCCACGGUCUGAGUCC